Messenger RNA from Lytechinus variegatus (green sea urchin), 2324 nucleotides. RefSeq names its product medium-chain acyl-CoA ligase ACSF2, mitochondrial-like. Gene Ontology annotation, molecular function: medium-chain fatty acid-CoA ligase activity. The transcript is spliced from 14 exons. The coding region runs from base 264 to 2102 and encodes 612 amino acids. NCBI's taxonomy places the organism in Eukaryota, Metazoa, Echinodermata, Echinoidea, Temnopleuroida, Toxopneustidae. Gene Ontology annotation, biological process: fatty acid metabolic process. The record is from RefSeq and is a predicted model, not a curated record.
CACAAAGGUGACAAGGCCGGGCCAUACAGGGUGUACUACCAAGGUGAAUGGUUUGAAAUGUUUACAAGGAAGAAUAUACGUGUACAAUGGGUACAAUCAGUAUCAUUUGCUAUCUCAGGCUUGCUUUCAAAGUAUAUGCCAACAGCAACUCCCCGUGCAUUCCCAGGUACUCGUUGUCGAAUGUGCUUCGGUAUUUGUUUUACCUUGAAAAGAUCCCUUGACUCUCCCGUUCUGUGUUAUCAGAGCUCGGUGGUUGUAUAGUCAUGUCGAGAAUAAUUCGUUACAGGUUUUUGCAGGGAUUCCUCAAGCCUCGUCUUCCAAUCGGUCUGAAAUCUCAGCCGAUCACGGGUAUAUUGUCUCAUGGAUCACCAAGUUGUUGUAAUCCCUACAGCUUACGGACAAAGUACACAUCUAGUUAUGCCCAAGGCCGUGAUCUUUUCCCAAAUUCACCAGUCCUCGUCGGCAAAACCUUAGGCAAGGUCCUCGAUGAGGUUACGAAUGAACAUCCCGAUCGAGAGUUCGUUGUGUUUCGUGAAGAUGGAAUCAGAAAGACUUACUAUCAAUUCCAACAAGAGGUUGAUCGCCUUGCAGCCGGGUUAGCAUCAAUCGGGGCGAAGAGGGGAGAUCGCAUCGGUAUCUGGGGACCAAACUCUCUAGAAUGGACACUCACCCUGUUUGCAUGUGCCCGUUUAGGCGCCAUCUUGGUCAACCUGAGCCCAGCUUAUCUUGAGACAGAGAUCGAGUAUGCAUUGAACAAGGCUCAUGUGAAGCUGUUGAUAGCAUCUAAACCAUUCAAGACACAAAGGUAUUAUGAUAUUAUCUCAAACAUCUGUCCCGAGCUCGAGAAAGCAACACCUGGUCAUCUCAGCAGUAAACGACUCCCAGAUUUGGAAUCCCUGAUCAUGAUGGGUAACGAUGAACAUCCGGGUUCCUUCACAUUUAGUGACGUCAUUGACAUGGGAAGGCAAGAACAUUUUGACACCGUUGAAAAGGAACAGAAACAUCUACAGUUUGACGACAUCUUUAACAUCCAGUUUACCUCAGGUACUACUGGUUCACCUAAGGCAACGUGUCUCACUCAUUAUCAUAUCGUCAAUAACUUGGUGAUCGUAGAAGAUGUCAUCAAAGACAGUGCAGUCGAAUCGGCAGCAUGUCUUAAUUUACCUCUGUUUCAUAUUGGCGGUAUGUCUGGUCUUCUCCUUGGGUUGAUCAACAAGAGUAAGACCAUCUUUCCUUCUGCUGCAUUCGAUGCGAUCACCUGUUUACGAGCACUGGAGGAAGAGAGAUGCACAGAUGUAUAUGCAGUUCCCACAAUGGUAAUCGAUAUCGUGAAUCACCCUGAGCUGUCGACCUUUGACCUAAGUUCUCUCAUGUAUCUGACAUCCGGCGGAAGUGCCAUGCCUUCACAAGUGCGCAAGGAUGCAGAAGAAAAAUUAAAAGUUCAGGCCACGGUUUUAUAUGGUAUGACAGAACUCGCUCUUGGUGCUACGGUGUCACUGAAUACUGACCCUGUGGAACAAAGGGCUAAAUCGGCAGGUCGUGUGCUCCCAUGGAUGGAGGCCAAGAUCACGAAUCCGUCAACGAACGAGAUCGUGGAUGUGAACACUCCCGGUGAGCUAUGUAUUCGAAGUCCUUGUGUGAUGUCGGGUUAUUACGACGACGAUGAGAAAACUAAAGAAACCAUCGAUCAUGCAAGAUGGCUUCAUUCAGGAGAUCUGGCUUCUAUGGAUGAGGAUGGGUAUAUUGAGAUCAUUGGUCGUACCAAGGAUAUGGUGAUUCGAGGAGGAGAGAAUAUAUUCCCAGCUCAGAUAGAGGCAUUGCUGCAUGAAUACCCAAAGAUUGAAGACGUUCAGGUGGUUGGUGUUCCCGACCCGAGAAUGAUUGAAGAACUAUGUGCGUGCGUCAAACUGAAAGCCGGAGAAACAUCAUCCGAAAAUGAAAUAAAAAGCUUCUGCAAAGGAAAGAUUUCCUAUUUCAUGGUCCCACGCUAUGUUCAGUUUGUCGACUCCUAUCCACUCACACCAAGUGGAAAGGUUCAAAAGUUUAAGCUGAGAGAGGACAUCAUCAAAGUGAUGAGAGAAGAAGGGAAAUUGCAGGAUUAAUAUUUCACUGAUUUUAAAUGACUUUUAACAGCAUAUAUAUAUAUGUACUUUCCAUGUUGGCAGGGAGAUGGUCAAAAAGGCCCUAAUUUCGAGUAACUGAAGGUAUUUGUAAAAUUAGCGCAUCUUAAACAUAUAGGCCUAUAGUCUCAUUAUAAUUCCAAGGUUAUAUUUAUCUUCAUCUUUUAAUUAUACAGGUAUAUACCAGCUUAUAGGCCUACAUAG